This is a messenger RNA of Camelina sativa (false flax), 1902 nucleotides long. RefSeq names its product F-box/LRR-repeat protein At3g03030-like. Gene Ontology annotation, molecular function: protein binding. The record is from RefSeq and is a predicted model, not a curated record. NCBI's taxonomy places the organism in Eukaryota, Viridiplantae, Streptophyta, Magnoliopsida, Brassicales, Brassicaceae.
ACAAGCACUUUCUCUCUCUCUCUCUCUCUUCUUCGACUCACUCGUUCACUGGACGCCUCAAUGAGGAGUAGCCCUAAUUUGGAGUGUUAGUUUAGGUUGUGUGAAAAUUUGCAUUUUUCAGUGUCGUUGGUGUUUUAGGUGUCACAGUCUCAAAAUCAAUUUGCUCUUUUUGCGUUGUUGUUGUUGUUAGCUAUUAGGUUUUGAAUCAAACCGCUCUUAGAACUGUUUUGGUGAAAUUGAUUUGAAGAUGGAUCUGUUGAGCAAUUUACCAGAAGAUGUUCGUUGUCAUAUAUUGUCAUUCCUCACCACAAAGGAGGCAGCUUUGACAUCACUUCUCUCAAAGAAGUGGCGCAAUCAGUUUGCACUUGUCCCUAAUCUUGAUUUUGACGACUCUGAGUUUCUUUAUCUGGAUGAGGGUAAGUGGGAUACAGAUGAUGAUGAUGAUGAUGAUGAUGAUGAUGAUGAUAUACUUGAGAGCUUCAUGGGUUUUGUCGAUAGAGUAUUGGCUUUGCAAGGUACGUCUCCCAUUCGUAAGUUCUCUCUCAAGUGUCAAAGUGGUGGUGUUUCUCAAGCUUGUGUGAAUCGUUGGUUAUCUCAAGUGCUUCAGCGUGGUGUCUCGGACAUUGAUCUUACCAUCGAGUUCGAAGAUGAUUACUUUCCUCCUCAGGAGAUGUUCGUUAGUGAGACUUUAGUCAAUCUGAGACUAAAAACUGAAUUUGGUGGUAUUCGUUGGUGGGUUGGAUCGAAAGGCACUUUCUUACCAAUGCUUAAAAGUCUUGAUAUUGACUCUUGGAGGUUCUUUUGUGAUGAUAGGAUUGAGUUGAUGCUUCCUUCUUUCCCUGUGCUUGAGGAGUUACGAUUGGUUGGUGUUGAGUGGAUAGAUUCUACCGUGUCAUGUACAAACCUCACUAAGCUACUUCUUAGCGCCACCGGCCCUAAAGCCUGUCGAAAACCAAAGAGCGUUUCUUUUGAUACUCCUAAUCUGCUUUCCUUAGCCUACUCUGAUUUUGUUGCUGAAGACUAUCCAUUGGUUAAUAUGAAAAGUUUAUUUAAGGCUCGAAUCAUCCUUGGAGUAGAUGAAGAUCAAAUCGAGCGGAUACGAGCCCCAAGUAACAGUUUGUCAGAUGAUGAUGUUGUUCUCCGAUUUGGCAAUGUGGUAAAGCUUAUGAAGGGCAUACAAAAUGUUCAGGAACUUCACUUGCAUUCUGAUACUCUCGAGGUCCUUUCUCUGUGCUGUGAAUCGAUGCCUGUGUUCAACAACGUCAAAACGUUAGGCAUUAAGAGUGACGACGACCGAGGAUGGCAAGCAGUACCUGCUCUUCUAAGGAAUUGUCCUCAUCUAGAAAUCCUAAACUUUGAGGGUCUCGUGCACCAUGUGACAGAUAAAUGCGGGGAUGCUUGUGACUGCAUAUACCGGAAGGAAAAAGGCCGUUCGCUCAAAUCUUGUCCUGUAAAAGUGAUACAGAUCAAAGAGUUUAGGGAAACAAUGAAAGAGAUGCACCUGAUAGAGCAUUUCUUGGACAAUUUCCCAUGUUUGAAGGAGAUGAAGAUCUGUAGUGAAGAGUAUGGUCCUUCACAGCUUAGAACCGACCCUGAAGUGUUUGAUCUUAUCAUGGACAUGAUAGAAGAGUACAAGGAUUUAUAUAGUUGCGAUGUCCAACUCUACGAGCCGUGUGACAAGUGUACUGAACAUUGAAGUCUUUGAACAAAGCCCCCUCGGAAUUUGACUUAUCAGAUCCUUGCUUUGUUUUUCUUUAUCUCAUCUAUGUGUAUCUAUCUUUUAAUUAUCAUAUCCUGCUUAAAAAAUCCUCGGCUCAGCCAGACUGAUAGUCAUGCUUAUUUUGGUUAAACCCUCAGAAACUUUCUAAUUGUUUUUGAAUACUUUCAUGACUGAUUUUUAUC